This is a messenger RNA of Macrosteles quadrilineatus (aster leafhopper), 5274 nucleotides long. RefSeq lists its product as uncharacterized. Bases 256 to 1890 code for a protein of 544 amino acids. The record is from RefSeq and is a predicted model, not a curated record. The transcript has 2 exons. NCBI's taxonomy places the organism in Eukaryota, Metazoa, Arthropoda, Insecta, Hemiptera, Cicadellidae.
GCGCGGACAGUAGACAGUAGACUUAGACCAGUCUGUCUUAGCGUAGCGUAGUGACUCGUACAUUGUGUUAAAAAACAAUGAUUGGUGCGCCUAGGAUAAGGAGUGAUCACUCGGUCCCCACGCGCAACUGACAUGCGUACACCUCUUAGAUACGGUUCUGCGACUGCGUUAUGACUCGACGUUCACGCUGGCGCAGGAGGUAGUUUGACUGAUGGUUUACGUGGAUGUGACCUUGGGCAGUAGACAACAAGGGCGAUGGGAGGACGUUGGGCCAAGAAGGUAUUCUGCCUGGUGUUUGUCUGGGGAGUCGCCAUGGUCGCCUUCAUGAUCAUCUCCAACCACUACCCUCUAGCCAUCCAGCCCAACCUCGCGUCCCACGUCAGCAACAGUCGGUUCUUACUGACCAAGCUGGUACUACCUCCAGAAGCCACAGUCAGCACCACCAAGGCCUCCGACUUCUCUCUGGAGCCUCAUGUAGACAAGUCACCUGGAUUGUCGGAGGCUAUGAUCAUAGAUCAGGUCCAGCAGCGACUUCCUAGUCUCCCCAUCGCCUACUGGAACAAAUACAAGAAUAAAAACUUGUUCUACAAGAAUGAAAGCUGUGCCAAAUACCCUAGUAUUUUCGAAUUAGAGUUUAAUAAUAUUUACUGGCAAACACUGCACACAUCUAACGGUACGUUUCAUUUUUAUGGCGCUUAUUACGACGUGAGGAAAAUGAGCAAGAUAGGUCCUUCAGUGAGAAUACUUGGUAUGAUUAACAGAAUAGAACCCACUGUGAAAACUUACUGUCAGUUUUGGUUUGAGAACCACAAAGAACCGGUGUUCGUCAAAACUAUGGAGUAUAAGUAUAUUUGGUAUAAAAAAUGGGGUAAUUACAAACAAGGGAUAUUUCAGCCUUAUUUGAUCGCAUGCCAAAUUCCUCAAGCUUUCCAUAAAAUGGUGCCCGCCUCGGUGUCUGUUGUGGAAAAAAUAUGUGAUAUUGCCAGUAACAACUUGAGGGUAAUUUACAACAAACCGGAGAAGAAAAAAGGUUUUGCGGUUUGUGUUAAGGGCUUAGACUUUCUGUACGACGACCUGUCAGUCAGACUGAUAGAGUGGAUUGAACUUCUCAGCGUUUUGGGAGCUGAGAAGAUUUUCUUUUACGAACUUCAAGUUCACCCAAAUAUCAGCAAAGUCUUGAGAUAUUACCAAUCCGUUGGAAAAGUAGACGUGGUUCCACUGACAUUGCCAGGAGGUCAACCCAAUAUCCCGGGGUUCCAACACUUGUACCUCACCAAGAAGGUGAACCACAAGCGUCAAAAUGAACUGAUACCGUACAAUGACUGCUUGUACAAAAAUCUAUAUUCCUACGAAUACAUCGCUCUAUUGGAUAUAGAUGAAGUUAUAAUGCCUAUGAAAGAAAUGUCCUGGAGAGGUCUUAUGGACACAGUUCUUCCUAAGGCUCUGGCAGUUAAGAACGAAACAAGGGCGUCAUACAAUGUACGGAACGUCUACUUCUUAGAUGACCUUCUCCACGAACACGGUUGGUUCAAAGACAUUCCUCGCUAUACGCAUAUGCUGCAGCAUGUCUACCGCAGCAAAAACUUUACGAAACCGAAUCAAUACGUGAAGUGUUUUCACAACCCAGAAAGAGCUUUGACACUUCACAACCAUUUCCCACUGGCAUGCUUGGCUUCAGGAUGCACUUCCUACGCAAUUGAAGUCGAAGAUGCUCAAUUACAACAUUAUCGUGCCGACUGUGUGCGGACUUUGAAGAAAACGUGUAACGAAUAUAGACAUAAUAGUGUAAUCGACACCACAAUAUGGAAGUUUAAAGAUGUUUUAAUAGGUAGAGUAACUGACUCCCUUAGGACACUGGGGUACUUCAGUGUUAACGGUGGGGUUACUUGAUUCAUGAUAUACAUGAACUACAGUGAAGUAAAUAAGCCGUCCACUCUUAAAGUAGACUUUGAAAAACUGAAUUAUUUUAUGUAUUUAUUUUAAACUAGAUGUAUUUAGACAAAAGGCUCUAAGUCAGAAUUGGUGAUUUAGGUUUUUGUAAGAAAAGCAGACUUACCUGUUCAUUGACGAGCUUUGCUGGUAAAAAGAAAGAGAAAACCUAUCGUAUUAAAAUGGGAUAUUUUACCAGAGUAAUUGUUUCAAUUGCGAAAAGUUAUAGGUACUGAAUCAUUAAGAACAAAGUAUUUGCUAUUCCCAAUGUAUUAGCCAUGAUAUAUCUUAACUUUAUUUUUUUCUUGUUGCUGCAAUUUUGUGAGCUAAGCUAAUAAAUGUCCAAGUAAGCCAACUGCUAUUAAAAAACUAGGUGCUGUGAUUUUAUCUGCCCUUUUAAACUGGUAAUUUUGAUUUGUUUUGACAUGAUUUUAAUGUUAAACACUUGAUUGCCAAAACAAUAUGUUCGCUCUUAAGAAUUACAUUUAAUUUUAAGGUUAUUUGCAUAAAUUAGGCCUAAGACAGCAUAUUUACCUUUCAGUUGAUUUGAUCACAGAUCUGUGAUUUGAUACAUCCAUAUUAUCUUUUUAAUUCAUAUUUAUCUCCAAAAAACUAUAUUUUGAAGAUCAUACUUUUUGAUUCCUCAUUUUUUAGAUUGGAAACUCGAAUGAUAAAUUUAACUUUUCUAAGACCUUAUUCAUGUUUAAUACAGUUGUAAGAUUAAAGAGUGAUUUAAUAAUCUUGUGGGAUCAUACGUCAUACAUGUGAAGGUGGGCUCAUAUUCUAUUUCCAUAAGAAAUUACUAGUCCCUUCCUUAGAAGUAAAGAAAAUAUAUUUAACUUGCUAGAUAUACUACAAACUAAUUUAUGCUUGGAAACUUGAUACAGCAAACCCUUGAUUAUAAACUCCUUUGAUAAAGAAUGUUCUGUUAAAAUCUUGAAAUUACAACACCAUUGUACUUUAGCAUGUAGCAAGCUUCGAGAAGUUGUUUUUCUCAAUUUUAAUGUGAAUAGCUCUAGAUGGAAAAGUUGAAAAUAUGCAUAAGGUAUUUAAAAUCAAAAACCAUGUUAUAUUUUAGACUAAAGUAUAUUAUCAAUGACAUGCCAUAUAAAAAUAAAUGUUAUGUAUACAAAUUAUGGAAAUGUACCCAUCUGAUUUACGUUGUGUUUUUAAAUUCAUAUUGUGUUAAUAAUAUUAAUUCACCUAGACCAGCGGUUCUCAAACUUUUUGGUCUAGUGACUCACCGCCACCUUAGAAUUUCUUCUCACGACCCACAUAUAAAAUAAUAUUGAUAGGCUAUAAUUAUUUAUCACUAGCAGAAUACCCUUCUUUGUAGACUUAUAAAUUGCUUAUUGCAGUAUACUCGACUCGUGCUUUGUGUUUUCAAUGGGAUAGGACACGGUUUGAGAUAAUUUGGUUCUUUUAAAAUGUUUUACACACCUAAACAAUAAAAAAAAGUAUAUGAUAGAAUAUUCGCAAAAAAUUUAAAAAAAUUAUAAUAAACUAAAAACAUAAGCUUCACUGUAAACAAUCCUACUUUGACAGUUAUCAUUGUGUAUUACAGCUUUUUGUUGCUGCUUGGUUCAAAUUAGCUGUUGUCAUAAAUGCAAAAAUAUUAAUGAUAGACCAAUUUUAUCAUGUACACUAAAAAACACACAACUAUAUGGAAACUGUGAGGAUAAUGUUAUUGAAAAUACAAUAUCUAGUCCAAAACACUAUUAUUUGUGAAACUUUAUAAAUUAUUUAGAACUAAAGUUUAGGUGUAUUAUAUUUACAAGAUACUUAAUCUGUAUUGAAUGUUGACAACUACUGAGGCAUUUUCCAUACAUAGCCUAUAUUCCUGUAUUUAUUUUUAAUAAUAAUGCUCUUUCACACAAAUAUUUGUUUUACUACUCAAUAAUUAGCUCUUAAUUAUACUACUGCAUUUACAAAAUUUAUUUUUAUCGGUGUUCCUCUCCACGUGUUUUAAAUACCUAUAUAUAACUACAACUCAUGGGAUAUUUUUUAUAAUUCUGCAGUUUAAUUUAAAGAUGGAAAUAAUUUGUCUUAAAAUAUGUUGAAUUUUCUUUAUAUUCUUAGAAUAGUAGGGGUUUGCUGAAGGUUUUGGGCCCAGUAGGCCUUCUAUUAUAAAUGUACCUAACUUAGGGUCACGUUUAAAAUAAACAAUCCAAUAUCUAGUAUUUGCAAAAGAUAAUGAUAUAGGCUAAUAAAAAAGAACCUGAUGUAAUAGCUAACACUUUCUUCAUGAACUUCUUCAUAAACAAAUCUUUGUAAAGGGAGGUGUUUAAAAGGAAUUGUUGACAAUUUAACUUAGGCUUCCUGUUGAUUUAAAUUCUUUGCUUUGGGGGUCAUAAACUGUCAAAACCGUUAGGUAGGCCCAGUGCUGCUUGACUCCCCAGAGCGUAAGAGUGAUUCAGGGGAGGGGUGUAGUGGGCAGGAUGUAAUGGAGACUGAUGGGUACAGUUUCUAAACUGAGCUACCCUAAUAUAAAUUGAAAAUAUUGAUUCGAUUGUUCAACCCUCAUUCAAUUUUUUCAUAAUCAGCAGGUUUGGUUAGGUUAGGUAACCUGGUACUAUUUUGGUGCUCGACAGACCGUUCCUGUAUUAAACGUUUUUGAGUCAUAAGAAAAAGAUUUUUGUUUUUGCUCUUAUCAUGCGACCCACCGUAUAUGCUGCCGCAGUGGGUCGCGACCCAUAGUUUGGGAACCGCUGAGCUAGACUAUUACUUUAUUAAAGUUGGUCUAUGGCUUUCUGCUGGGAUUAUAUGAUGGUUUAGAAUCAUCGUGUUCAUUGUAGUUGUAUCCACUUAGUAACCAGGAAAAAGAGUCUUUAUCAUAUUAAUUUCAAAAAUUUAUACGGAUUAUAUUUUCAACUACUGUUAUUAUUUUUUUCUGAUUAUACUACAUUUAAAAGGCUUAGAAGUGUAAAAAAGAUGUUAUUGGAUAUCAAAAUAAAAAUAUAUGACUAAAAACUGAGAAAAACUAUUUUGCUUUUAUUCUUUAAUGUAAAGACUGAGAAAUAACAUAAUACUGAUUGAAACAAAAGAUUUAAAACUAUUUUAUUAUCUUAUUUAGUUAGAAAAAAGUCAAAAGUUUUAAGGAAGUAUUUGAAAACUGCUCAAAAGUAAAUUACUUUAUCAAUUUGGAAUAGAAAUAUACCAUAGAAUUUAAGACUUUGUUUUAUUUGCGUGAUUUAGUAUAGUUUGGUAUAAUGUAAAUUUGAAUAUUGUUAGCGUAACCGAAUUGUAUGUAAUAUUUAUUAAAAUGAUUAUUUUAGUAUACUUUCUGUGAUUGUGUGAUUUAUUUUACCUUGUAUCAAGAGAAAUAAAGAAUUUUAGAGUGCUGUA